Messenger RNA from Aspergillus piperis CBS 112811, 2167 nucleotides. RefSeq names its product FAD-binding domain-containing protein. The record is from RefSeq and is a predicted model, not a curated record. Bases 425 to 2167 code for a protein of 580 amino acids. NCBI's taxonomy places the organism in Eukaryota, Fungi, Ascomycota, Eurotiomycetes, Eurotiales, Aspergillaceae. The transcript has 4 exons. Gene Ontology annotation, molecular function: oxidoreductase activity; FAD binding.
GCCGAUACAACCCUACUACUGCGAGCCAAGGCGGCUUAGGGGUUUCCCAAAUGCAGGAGACCUACUAAUACUAGCAAGGUAGAAGAAGGAUGUGCAAUUCUUUAUGGCAGUAUACCUGAAAUGGCAAUGGGUCACUCAAAAUGGCAGGAAUCCGGAACGGGAAAUGCGCCUGAAGUGAGUCCAGGUCGGUCCCUUGUCCCCCUGCAAUCGCUCGGUGAUAAUUUGAAGAAACGACAGUCUGUAGUCUGUGCAACCUCGUAAGUUAAAAUAUUCGGGAAGAUAGGCGGCGAAGUGUCGUUCAUCUCCACGAUCGCGGUGAUUCUGGUCUUCAAUCGUGUUCCUUUUGUCCUUUCCUACGGAAUCGUUCGAUCAUCACGAUACUAGGCAUGGAUAAAACAUGAAGUCAAUGAGAAAUUGAACUAGGAUGGCUGCCGAGAACAAGCUCUCGCCAUUGGCUCUGCAGGAACUGAAUUCCCGACUCUCAUCUACGGGACACCAAUUAAUCACCAGGGAGUCAGACCCAGCUAAGUACGCAAGGUGUAUCGAGCGGUGGUCCAUGGCGGCGGUGAAGCCUGCAGGAGCUGUCCUCAUACCAGAAAGUAUAGACGCCAUCUUCAUAGCCGUCAAUUAUGCCGCACAGAAGUCUAUCGACCUGGCGGUCCGAGGUGGUGGUCAUUCCACUGCCGGGUCGAGCUCCACCGAUGGUGGCCUCCUCAUCGACCUCGGUUCCUCAACGCGGUUCACGCAAGUUAAGGUGGAUAAGACGAAAAAUCAUUUGAUAGCAGGGGUCGGAGCUAAUUGGGGUCACGUCGAUGAAGCGGGGUUUGCUACGGGCCUGGCGACAGUUGGCGGCACAGUCAGCGACACCGGGAUCGGCGGCUUGACUCUUGGGGCGGCAGAUGGGAAGCUCUUGACCGUGAGUGAAGAACAGAAUGCACAAUUGUUCUGGGCUCUUUCGGGAGCAGGACACAACUUUGGUGUCGCAGUAUCAUUCACGUACCAGGGUCAUGCUUAUGGCACAGGCCCGGUAUCGAAACGCAUCGCCGGCGCAGAGGGUGGACAGGCCUACGCGGGUACUUUGGUCUUCCCUGUAUCACAGCUAAAUCAGGUCAUCGCGGUGCUCAAUAGGUUGUUCGGCGCACAGGGCACAUUGAAAGGAGGUGCCGGGGCAGGAGGAUUCGCUCUCGCAAGAUCGCCUCCGGAGGGAGGUCCCGUUCUCGUAAUUGUCCCGGUGGUAUGGCUAAACGACAAAAAGUCCGGCGAUAUUGCUCUUAAGGAACUUUUUGAUCUAGGUCCAAUUGUGGAAGAUAUGAAGAUGAUGGACUAUCCAGGGAUCAAUAACAUCUUCCAAUUCAAAAAAGGCAUGCGCGGGACCAUGAACUGCUGCGCUUUCAACCUACCCAUCCGCGAAGAAUUCGUGCAAAGGCUCCUCGAGUCAUAUGAAGAUUUUACAGAAAGUGUCCGUUACUCUGCGAGGAGUGUACUGCAAUUCGACCUAUUUGAUCCAACCGUUGUGGCCACCAAGGCAUCUAACACAGAUAUGGCUUUCCACAAUCGCGGCUAUCACUUCAAUGCAGCCGCGAAGGUAUUCUGGCACUCCACUGAACACGACGUAAGGUGCAGGCAAUGGGCCCGCGAUAUUGCUGCCAUCUUCAAAGCGGAACUGAAAAGAGAUGAGAAGGCUAGCAACAAGUCAGACUCCGACCCUUUGAUGAUGUACGGAAAUCUUGAGUAUUAUGAUGAAAAGGCCGGCGACGUGUUCGGCACCAAUCUGACGAAACUUCAAAAGCUCAAGGCGCAGUACGAUCCGACGAACAUGUUUGACAAGCAUUUUAUCGUGGAUCAACACGGAACCCUUACGGGCUGGGUUCUUAUUCGAAAGUGCGAACUUGGAUAUCAAUUCGGUCCUCUUUAUGCGGAGCGACAAGAUGUUGCGAGCCUGCUUGUGCAUGCUGCUAUAGAGAGCCUGGAAGACAAGGGUGCAAGCUUGAUUGCGGAGACAUGGCACGCGAACCCCGCUGCCAUCCCCAUUUUCGAAAGGCUUGGCUGGAAAUGGGCGAGUACUUUCUAUAGAAUGUGGUUUAAGGGACGUGUGCCAGCAGCUCAAGCACCAGGGGGCAAAGCGGAAAGGGCAAUGUACGCCGUUUUCGAUGCGGCCCAGGGGUGA